Molecule: messenger RNA, 5324 nt
Organism: Nelumbo nucifera (sacred lotus)
Lineage: Eukaryota; Viridiplantae; Streptophyta; Magnoliopsida; Proteales; Nelumbonaceae
Source: RefSeq, a predicted model, not a curated record
AGGGAAUGAGCCAAUGAGCUAAGAAAACAGAUAUAAAUCUCGCACCUUCAAUCUUAUUUUGUGUGGCUUUCUCCGUGCCAAACCCAUAUCAAAAAUCCUAUCUUUUCGAUCGAAACUACAGACGGUAAUUGGGAUAUGGAAGGAGGGGAGGAAGGAAAAGAAAAUUGAAAAACGAAAAGAAAACCCUAAUCCUAAUCUAUCAUUUCCAGCACUUCGGCAUCUGUGUAUUUGUUGGUAGAAACAAAAGGUUACGUCCAUGGAUUCAAAGGCUUCUGUCCCGCUUUACGCAACAGAGGAGGCCCCAUUACCAGCGGAGACAUCCCAGCAACACCACCACCCACCAGUUAAGGUCUCUCUAUCCCGCUCACCAGGUAUCCGAGCUCCUCCUUUUUAUUUUGAUAUAGAAAAUGAUGAAGAUAAUGUUGGUGAUAAGAAAAGCAAUGGUAGUAGCGUUAGCAGUCGCAGUACCGAAGGUAGUUAUGAGUCCGAGGGCUUCGUGAGCGGUGAGGACGAGUUCGAAACCGCUUCAGAGAGGCCAUUUAUUGCAGACCCAGAUGAAGAAGCUAUAGAAGUGGCUAUGGAGGGGGAAGACGCUGGCAUCUCUUUCGUUAGGGAUGGCCAAGUGGAAGAGGUGACUGUCCCUUUUUUCCAAUCUGCUUUGGGUUCUUCGAGUUUCUCGCCUCCGAAGACUGUGAUGCCUAUUGCGAAGCCAUCGAGGGAGGACGAUGACGUCGAGGAUGAGGGGUUGGUGAGCGAGGUGGAGGACGAUGGAGUUUCGGGCGUUGCUAGAGUUCCUUCUAGCGAGGAAUUACAGGGGUCUGGUGGCAUGGUAGAAACUCCAACUCCAAAAGUAAAGGUUUUAGGGGAUGAGGGAGGAGAAGAAGAUGAAUCUUCUUUGGGGAGGGAUUCUGCCCCUUCUGAAGGAUUGACUUCGGGUUUUGUCCAAUCGGGACUGGGCAGGGAUGGGGUUCCUGAACCACUUGGAGUUGCUGGCAAUGAUUCUGAGACUAUUGAAGAAGGCAGCGGCACUGAAAACCCUAAACCUGAAGCUGGGGUUUUGGAUUCUGCAGAGAAAGAACCUACGGGAGAAGCAAAUUCAGUUUCGGAUGAAUUGGGUGAGGACCAGGUUCCCAUCAGUACAAAUUCUUGUGUUGAGGAUUCAGCCGCAAGUGAACAAGAUAACUUGCCAGAAAGUGCGAAGUUGAACGAGGAUGCAAACCCUGCAGGCCAAGGAAGCCCUGUACCUGAAAAGCACGAGUUAGAAGGGACCGAAUUGAAAGAUAUUUUGGAGGAAAAUAAAAAUGAUGCUUUGGGUGGCAGUUACACUGUUGAAGUGCAUUCUUCAAUUGAAGGCGAAUUUUCUGUUGAUUCUAAGCAGAACUCUAAUGUAAUUGCAAAAAACCCGAGUUUGGAUGGUGAAGCUGAUCAAUCAGUCCCUGUCAUCGAAGAAUCUGUAGAUUCAAAUUUCAUCAAGGCAGAUAAUACGAAUUCUGUCACUGGUGGAGAUUUGGUUGUUGAAACCAGACAACCCAUUUUGCUAGGUUCAGAAUCUGGUGUUGUUGGAGACAAAGAGGAAAAUGAUGCUUCUGAAGUUAAAAUUGUAGAGCAACCGGUGGGUCCAGAAUCUGGUGUUGUUGGAGAUAAAGAGGAAAAUGAAGCUUCUGAAACUGAAGUGGUGGAGCGACUGUUGGACUCAGAAUCUUGUGUUGAUGGACACACAGAAGAAUACAAGGCUUCUGAAACUGAAGGGGUGGAGCGACUGCUGGGUUCAGAAUCUGGUGUUGUUGGAGAUAAUGGAGACUACAAGGCUUCUAAAACCGAAGAAGUGGAACAACCAGCAGAGAAAAGUGUCAGAUUGGGUACUGGAUCUGAUCAAUCCAGUCAUGUUGUUGAAGAACCUAUUCUUUCCAAGUUGAUUGAGGCAGAUACUGGUGUUGCAAAGAUAGAGGAAGUCAAUGCUGUUGAACAUGAAGCAGCAACCAACCCUGUCCAUGAGGCCAAGGAACUAGGAUCACUUGAACCAAUAACCAACAAGGCGGGAGUGGUGGAAGUUGAUGUUUUGGACACCGGAUCUACUUCUGUUGAUACUAUAAUGGCUGUAUCUGCAGAUGUCCACGAAGGGGAAAGGGAUGGUGCUGGUGCUGAUGAAAGUAUUUGUCUAGAUGAAGAUGAAAACACUGGGAUAUCUGAACUUGAAAGUGAGCAACAGACUGCUGCUUCAGGAGCUGAUGCAGAUGAAUCCACCCUGGACUCAGCUAUUAAUGGAGUUGCUAUUAAUUCCACUGGGCCUGUUGCGGAGGAGUCCAAGCAUUUAGAAAAUGGCGAUGCCUCCAUAGCUGCUCAAGGUUAUGAAUUGGAAGAUGGGAUCUCUAGCAAAUUAAACAGACCUCAAUCCAUGGUACCGGUUUCCAUCCUAGACCCAGAAAUAAAGCAGGAAGCUGAAGUUCAAGACCUAGAAGGAGGAGAUGAUGAUGAAGGACCAGUUUCAGAUGAAGAAGCUGAAGGUGUGAUGUUUGGAAGCUCUGAAGCUGCCAAACGGAUCAUGGAGUUGGUGCAAGGAACAGGCACUGGUUCUCACUUUAGUUCUGAAAGCUUCCUUGAUCAUUCUCAGAGAAUUGAUGGACAGAUUGCUACGGACUCAGAUGAAGAAGUGGAAACUGAUGAGGAGUCUGAUGGGAAAGAAUUAUUUGAUUCUGCUGCCUUGGCUGCUCUUCUGAAAGCAGCAACUAAUGCAGGGUCAGAUGGUGGCAGUAUUACAAUUACCUCAUCAGACGGUUCCAGGCUUUUCUCUGUUGAGCGUCCUGCUGGUUUGGGAUCCUCAAUAAGGUCUCUGAAGCCUGAUUCCCGACCAAAUCGUCCCAGCAUUUUUACUCCUUCAGGCCUCACAGCUGAGGGGGAAUCGGAGGACAAUUUGAGUGAAGAAGAAAAGAAGAAGCUGGAGCAGUUGCAACUCAUUAGAGUGAAAUUCUUGAGGCUUGUCCAGAGGCUAGGCCAUUCUCCUGAAGACUCCAUUGUGUCACAGGUUCUAUACCGGAUGGUUCUAGCUGCAGGAAGGCGAACUGGUCAAGUAUUUAAUCUGGAAGCUGCCAAGACGACAGCAAUGCAGAUGGAAGCAGAGGGCAAAGAUGAUCUGAUCUUCUCUUUGAACAUCCUAGUACUUGGAAAAACUGGAGUAGGCAAGAGUGCAACCAUCAACUCAAUUUUUGGUGAAAAGAUGUCUGUUAUUGAUGCAUUUGAACCUGCCACAACUACAGUGAAGGAGAUUGUCAGAUCAGUAGAUGGAGUUAAGAUCCGGAUCAUUGACACUCCUGGUCUCAGACCUUCUGUGAUGGAACAAUCUUUUAACAGGAAAGUCCUAUCAUCUAUAAAGAAGUUCACCAAGAAAUGCCCCCCAGAUAUUGUCCUUUAUGUAGACCGGCUAGACACCCAGACCAGAGAUCUUAAUGAUCUGCCAUUAUUAAGAUCAAUUACUAGUUCUCUUGGCUCAUCAGUAUGGCGCAGUGCCAUUGUCACUUUGACCCAUGCUGCUUCAGCACCCCCAGAUGGGCCAUCUGGGUCCCCCUUGAGCUAUGAGGUUUUUGUUGCUCAACGUUCCCACGUUGUACAGCAGUGCAUUGGGCAAGCAGUAGGUGAUCUUCGUCUAAUGAAUCCAAGUUUGAUGAAUCCAGUGUCUCUUGUUGAAAACCACCCUGCAUGCAGAAAGAACAGAGAAGGUCAACGAGUUCUUCCCAAUGGUCAAAGUUGGAGGCCCCAGUUAUUGCUCUUAUGCUACUCUAUGAAGAUCUUAUCUGAAGUGAGUUCCUUGUCGAAGCCUCAGGAUCCAUUUGACCAGAGGAAGCUUUUUGGCUUCCGCAUCCGCUCACCACCUCUACCCUAUUUGUUGUCUUCACUGUUGCAGUCCCGUGCCCACCCAAAGCUAUCUGCUGAUCAGGGUGGUGAGAAUGGUGAUUCUGAUGUUGACUUGGGGGAUUUGUCUGAUUCUGACCAAGAAGAAGAAGAGGAUGAAUAUGACCAGCUCCCACCGUUCAAACCACUGAGGAAAGCUCAGGUUGCUAAUCUCAGCAAGGAGCAGAGGAAGGCAUAUUUUGAUGAGUAUGAUUAUCGGGUAAAGCUUCUACAGAAGAAACAAUGGAAAGAAGAGGUUAAAAGAAUGAAGGAGAUGAAGAAAGGCAAGGCUAGUGAUGAUGAUUAUGGCUAUAUGGGUGAAGAUGUGGAUCAGGAAAAUGGAAGUCCCUCAGCUGUGCCAGUUCCAUUGCCUGACAUGGUCCUGCCACCUUCAUUUGAUGGAGAUAACCCAGCUUACAGGUAUCGGUUCUUGGAACCAACAUCACAGCUUCUAGCAAGGCCAGUUCUAGACACACAUGGGUGGGACCAUGAUUCUGGGUAUGAUGGUGUAAGCCUUGAACAGAAUCUUGCAAUCGCUGGUCAGUUUCCAGCAGGGGUUGCUGUUCAAAUCACCAAGGAUAAGAAGGAAUUCAACAUCCAUUUGGAUUCUUCAGUUUCAGCCAAACAUGGGGAGAACGGGUCAACUCUAGCAGGCUUUGACAUCCAGACCAUUGGAAAACAGCUUGCAUACAUCCUCAGGGGUGAGACAAAAUUUAAAAAUAUGAAGAAGAACAAGACUACAGCUGGGAUAUCUGUUACUUUAUUAGGUGAAAAUGUGGCCACUGGACUCAAAAUUGAGGAUCAGAUUGCAAUUGGAAACCGCCUGGUUUUGGUUGGGAGCACUGGGGCAGUUCGAUCUCAAGGUGAUGUGGCAUAUGGUGCCAAUUUAGAGGCCCGCUUGAGGGAGAAGGAUUUUCCAAUCGGUCAAGACCAGUCCACUUUGGGGCUUUCUCUGAUGAAAUGGAGGGGGGACCUGGCACUGGGGGCUAAUCUGCAGUCUCAGUUCUCUGUUGGAAGUAACUCAAAGAUGGCUGUUCGUGUAGGAUUGAACAACAAGCUAAGUGGGCAGAUAACAGUUAGGACAAGCACUUCAGAGCAGCUUCAGAUUGCACUCAUGGGUAUUCUUCCAAUUGCCACUGCAAUCUUCAGGACCAUCUGGCCAGCUAAUGAGACAUACUCAGCAUACUAGAUCUUAUUUCCUUCUUUUAUAGUCACUGGUCUACUUCAGGAGGUUAUCUUAAGAUAGAUUAAAAACAAAGUAUGGUUUAGUCAUUUAUGUCUUUCUUUAUUUCCCUGUAGUAAUGCUUCAUUAUAUUUGUUAGAACUCCUGUUAUUUACAUUUGAUCUUAUUAGGCAUGAUGGAUUGUAGCGAAAAUGAGGUGGAACCAAGAGGGCAUUGAAUAACAAUAUUCGACAUUUGAUGAGCUUAUCUAUUGCAA